UUACAUGUAUAUAUAAAUCAGCCAAGUUAAUCUGUAGCAACAACAAUUUCACUCCAUUUUCUCUCAACAUAUCAAUCCAUGGCGGGAUCAACAAAGAGGUACGCUGUUGUGACAGGGGCAAACAGAGGGAUUGGACUUGGAGUAGUUAAGCGAUUGGCUUCCGAGGGCAUCAUUGUGGUGUUAACAGCCAGAGACGAGAAGAAGGGACUUGAAGCUGUGGAGAAACUUAAGGAGUUUGGUCACAUUGUUUUUCAUCAACUUGAUGUCACAGACCCUGCUAGUGUUUCUUCUCUAACUGAUUUUAUCAAAUCCCAAUUCGGAAAGCUUGAUAUCUUGGUGAACAAUGCAGCAAGUGGUGGAAUUAAGCUCCUCGGUGAUCCUCCAAAGUCUCGGGUUCCUGAUGAGGUUGAGGUAAACAAUGCAGCAACCUCUGGAGAUGCGCUCCCGAGUGAUGUUCCAAAAAAUGCAAUUUCUGAGGAUAUACCGGAGAUUUCACAAAUUGAUUGGACUCAAAUUCUUGAAACUUAUGAUUUAGCUGGAGACUGCAUCGAAACCAACUACUAUGGUCCCAAAAGAAUGAUUGAGGCACUUAUUCCCCUUCUCUUGUUAUCCGAUUUACCAAGGAUUGUUAAUGUUUCCUCCAUUGGAGGCAAACUAGGGUAUAUAACAAACAAGCGAGCUCUAGAAUUGCUGAGUGAUGUUGAAACCCUUACAGAAGAUAGAGUGGAAGACGUAUUGAGGGAGUUCCGAAAGGAUUUUAAAGAUGGUUUACUCGAAAUCAAUUGUUGGCCUUGUAAACCAUCUUCAUAUAAAAUUUCAAAAGCAGCUCUAAAUGCAUACACAAGAAUUAUGGCCAAGAAGUACCCAACUUUCUGUGUCAACUGUGUUUGUCCUGGACCUGUGAAAACUGAGACGUCCUUCCAUUCAGGCACACGAACUCCUGAAGAAGGUGCUGAAGGUCUAGUGAAAUUGGCAUUGCUGCCUAAGGGUGGCCCUUCUGGUCUCUUCUUUACAGAGAAAGGAGUGUCAACCUUUUAAUUAGUGAAAAGUUUAUGAGAUGAAGGUUCAAUCUUAAUAUGCUUUUCACUUUUCUAAACGUGAAUAAGGUCUAGGACCAUGUAAUAGGCUACUUAAGCAGUCAUUGGCUUUAAUUAUGUUGUGAUAUCUUGCUGUGUUUUGCAUUCCAAUUUCCAAUCAAACUAUAUUGAAAGUAUGCCAAAGCAUUAUAUGUAGCGGCCUGAAUAAUAUUUAGAAGAUUUCUUGACUUGGUCUUA
Molecule: messenger RNA, 1274 nt
Organism: Tripterygium wilfordii
Lineage: Eukaryota; Viridiplantae; Streptophyta; Magnoliopsida; Celastrales; Celastraceae
Product: (+)-neomenthol dehydrogenase-like
Exons: 6
Coding region: 79-1038 (319 amino acids)
Cellular component (GO): membrane
Source: RefSeq, a predicted model, not a curated record